AUGGAGAAUAACACAACGGCUGAGCUUGUCUGCAACCACACAGAUGCAUGGGACUGGGUUUACGCCAUGCAGCCUGCCUAUAUGUCAAUCAUCUGCCUUCUGGGAGUGAUCGGCAACUCCGUUGUGCUUUGUGUCCUCUGCCUCCAGAAGCGGCGAAGCUCUGUUGCUGACAUUUACCUGAGCAAUCUGGCAGCGGCUGAUCUCCUCAUGGUUUCCUGUCUACCAUUCUGGGUAUCUACUAUAAUCAACAAGUUCCACUGGAGAUUUGGGGUGUUCAUGUGCCAACUUAUCAACAUUGUCAUUGGGAUGAAUUAUUAUUGUAGUGUGUUGUUCCUUACAGUUGUGAGUGUGGACAGAUACCUGGUUCUCACAAAACCGUUGUCUCAGGGAAGGCAGAGACAGGCCUUCUGGGCACAUGGAAUUUGCACAACCAUUUGGAUUGCUGGUACCUUGCUCAGUUUCCCUGCUGUUCUUUUCCGCUCCGUGCAGUUCUUCCCCCAUCUGGGUAUUGAUGCAUGCUACCUAGCGUACCCCCAUGAAGGGUGGCGAUUGCGGUACAACAUGACUGUGAACAUAGUCUGCUUCCUCAUCCCUGUUCCAGUUGUAUCGUUCUGUAGUUACCACAUCACUAAAGUCAUUCGAAAGAGACAGAAUAUAAGAAGAAGCAACAGCGGGAGUGUGGAGAGGAAGGCAGCGUACCUUGUGCUUAUUGUUUUGGCUGUUUUCAUUCUUUGCUGGAUGCCUUACCAGAUUCUAAUCUUCUUGGACACCUUGGAUUACUAUGAGGUCAUCUCUGGAUGCACGUGGGCAUAUGUGCUGGACAUUGGCAACCAGUUAGCUACUUACCUUGGCUAUAGCAACAGCGCAUUGAAUCCUUUCUUGUAUGUGAUUGUUGGGAAGAACUUUAAAGAGAGGGCAAGGGAAGUGUUUCAACCCCUGCUAUGCAGGAGGAAAAACCAGUGCGAGGCAUCUGGUUAUGGUGAUUCCAACCUCAUCUCAAGUAAACAAACAGAAAGCACAAAAUUCUAA
Molecule: messenger RNA, 1029 nt
Organism: Archocentrus centrarchus (flier cichlid)
Lineage: Eukaryota; Metazoa; Chordata; Actinopteri; Cichliformes; Cichlidae
Product: B2 bradykinin receptor-like
Exons: 1
Coding region: 1-1029 (342 amino acids)
Biological process (GO): cell chemotaxis; G protein-coupled receptor signaling pathway; calcium-mediated signaling
Cellular component (GO): external side of plasma membrane; membrane
Molecular function (GO): bradykinin receptor activity; C-C chemokine binding; C-C chemokine receptor activity
Source: RefSeq, a predicted model, not a curated record